Molecule: messenger RNA, 963 nt
Organism: Menidia menidia (Atlantic silverside)
Lineage: Eukaryota; Metazoa; Chordata; Actinopteri; Atheriniformes; Atherinopsidae
Source: the annotation of a GenBank genome assembly
AUGCCGGGCGCCGCCUUCACGCUGGAAACGCUGUUACUCGAUUGGCUGCUGGAGUUCUCCGAGCACACCCGGCAACGGGACCGUGUGUGCUCGGAGAACUCCAGCAGCCAAUCGAGUAGCAGCGUUUCCAGCGUGAAGGCGGCGCCCGGCAUGGCGCCUAGCAACGCCUACAAGCUCACGCAGAAGGAGAAAAAAGAGGCGUCCGGCUCCGCCCACCUGAGCCCGGAGGGGCGGGGCUCCCCGGGCGGGGAGGGGGGGGGCGCGGGGGGGCGGGGCUCCUCCAAUGGGGGCGGGGCCAACUACGGGCAGCCAAUGGGAGUCGACUGGACCAAGCCCAGCCCGGCGGACGCCGUGCGGUCCAACAUGGCCGCCGCCUCCUCCAAGUUUCAGGCUCUGGGCCUGUACGACAAGCCCAGCAUGUUCCACGGAAGCCCCGCCCCCUUAAAGGGCCAGAGCCCCGCCCACUUAAAGGGCCAGAGCCCCUCCCACCUUAAUACCCAGAGCCCCGCCCACUUUAUGGGCCAAAGCCCCGCCCACUUAAAGGGCCAGAGUCCCUCUCAUCUUAAUACCCAGAGCCCCGGCCACCUUAAUACCCAGAGCCCCGCCCACUUUAUGGGCCAAAGCCCCGCCCACCUUAAGGCCCCGCCCACCUCCAGCCAGUUCCUCAACAAGCUCUCGGACUUCUUCCAGCCGCCCACCUCCAAAGACCGAGACUCCUACAGCUUCCGGAGGACGCCGCCCCCCUACGGCGCCCCCUGGGGGCUCGCCGACCACAACCCCCCCGAGCCCAACGGCGAGCGGAGCCCGCCGCCGCCGUCGUCCCCGGCAACGGCGGCGCCCAUCAGCCGGCAGGACCAGAAGCGCAUGACGCUGGGACACAGCAAGCUGGACCUGGUGAACCAGUACAACAAGAUGAAGUCCAAGCAGGUCUACAGCCGCUUUGAGCUCAAGAGCUCCGACUAG